Messenger RNA from Sorghum bicolor (sorghum), 1620 nucleotides. Its product is annotated as pre-mRNA-splicing factor cwc22. The transcript has a single exon. Gene Ontology annotation, cellular component: catalytic step 2 spliceosome. Gene Ontology annotation, molecular function: protein binding; RNA binding. The coding region runs from base 1 to 1620 and encodes 539 amino acids. Gene Ontology annotation, biological process: mRNA splicing, via spliceosome. The record is from RefSeq and is a predicted model, not a curated record. NCBI's taxonomy places the organism in Eukaryota, Viridiplantae, Streptophyta, Magnoliopsida, Poales, Poaceae.
AUGACGCCGACCAGAAGCGCCCGCAAGCGCCCGCGGACGCCCGAGGUGGCUCCCCCGCCACGCAAGCGCCGCGACGGCGGCAUCUACGUCCCUCCGUACCGCGCCACCGACGACGAGUCCAGCUACGAGCGCCGCAGCUGGGACGCGCUGCGGAGGAGCAUCACGGGGCUGGUGAACAAGGCGACCGCCGCCAACAUCCGCCACGUGGCGCCGGAGCUCCUGUCGGAGAACCUGGUGCGAGGCCGCGGCCUGCUCUGCCGCGCGCUCCUCCGUUCCCAGGCGGCCAGCACCAGCAGCGCCACGGCCUUCACGCCGGUCUUCGCGGCGCUCGCCGCCGUCGCCAACGCCAGGCUCCCCUGCGUCGGCCGCCUCCUCCUGGCGCGCCUCGCGCUCCGCGCCACGCGCGCCCACGCCGCGGGCGACAAGCACCGGCUCGCCGCGUCCGCCACGUUCGUCGCGCACCUCGUCAACCAGGGCGUCGCCACCGACCUGCUCGCGCUCCAGCUCCUCGCGCUCCUCCUCGACCGCCCCACCGACGGCGGCAGCGUCGAGGUCGCCGUCGGACUCGUCACCCACUGCGGCGCCAAGCUCCAGGAGUCGUGCCCGCGCGGGCUCAGCGCCGUGUUCGACUCCCUGCGGAGCGUCCUCCACGACGGCGAUGUUGACAAGCGCGUCCAGUUCUUGAUCGAGGAUCUCUUCGCCAUCCGGAAGGCGCAGUUCCGGGCUCACCCUCCCGUCCAGCCGGAGCUGGAUCUCAUCGAGCCGGACGACCAGGUGACGCAUCAGAUAGAACUCGACGGUGAUCAGCUCGACCCGGAGUUCCAUCUUGACGUGUUCGAGCCCAGCCCUUCCUUCGCGCAAGACGAGGCGGCAUACGAGGACCUCAGGCGAACCAUGCUCGGAGUCGGAGACGACGACAAGAUCCAAUCUUCUUCUCCUGAUGACGAAGAAACCGACAGCGACGACGACGCGUCAGAAACGGAUCAGCCGCCGGCGGUCGUGGUCCGCGACCAGACCGACACCGAUCUGAUCAACCUUCGGCGGACCAUCUACCUGACAGUCAUGUCGAGCGUCAGCGCCGAGGAAGCUGGAAACAAGCUCCUGUCGGUGGUGCGUUCCGGCCAGGAGCCGGAGCUGUGCGCCAUGCUCGUCGAGUGCUGCAGGAAGGCGAAGGCCUACACGAGCUACUACGGCGAGCUCGGGCAGCGGCUGUGCGCCGUCGACCGCGCGUACCAAGCCGGCUUCGAGGCCUGCUUCGCGGGGCACUACGCGGCGGCGCACCGCAUGACGACCGACGAGCUGCGCGCGUCCGCCAGGUUCUACGCGCACCUGCUGGCCGCCGCCGACGCGCUGCCCUGGCGCGGCGCGCUGGGGCGCGUCCGGGUCACGGAGCAGGACACGACGUCGUCGUCGCGCAUCUUCAUCAAGUUGCUGUUCCUGGACCUCGCCGAGAAGCUCGGGGUCCGGACGCUCAGCAAGAAGAGGAACGACGACGAUGCGGACGUGCGGGACGUCCUGUUCCCCAGAGACUGCGCCAGUAACACGCGGUUCGCCAUUAAUUUCUUCACGGCGAUCGGCCUCGGAGGUGUCACCGAGGCCGCGAGGAAGCUCAUUGUGUGA